This is a messenger RNA of Diorhabda sublineata, 4982 nucleotides long. Its product is annotated as terminal nucleotidyltransferase 5C. Lineage: Eukaryota; Metazoa; Arthropoda; Insecta; Coleoptera; Chrysomelidae. Bases 263 to 1693 code for a protein of 476 amino acids. The transcript is spliced from 5 exons. Gene Ontology annotation, biological process: mRNA stabilization. Gene Ontology annotation, molecular function: poly(A) RNA polymerase activity; RNA binding. The record is from RefSeq and is a predicted model, not a curated record.
GCAGGCGCCUAUUACAAUUUGCGAGACGGUGUCGGUCUUUCGCGUCGAGCAAACACAAUUCUACCUCAAACUUUAAGCAGUGCGGCGCGAUCAGUUGAGAAGUGAGGUAGAACAAGUUAUUAAUUCACUAAAUCCAUCAAAGCGCAUUAAUAAUUAGAAAAAAAGGCACCGAAAAAAUUAUAAAAAUUUUAUACGGUGCAAAAAUCCGAGUGCAAGUGGUUACUGGUCUUUCUUCCUAUCAGUGAUUAACAUUAGUGAGAUUAUGGGUACGGAAUUCAAGCAUGCCGACUCGAACAUGGAUGAUUCUGGAAAUAGCUGUGGAUCUAGUGUAGUUUCUGAUUACAGUGGACCAUCGUAUACUGAUCUUGAUGGAGUGCAGAUAUCUGACAUUGAAAACGACACCGAUUCACAUGCUCUACAGUGUGGAAUCGAUGAUGAUUCUGACGACGACGAACUUGGCGCAAUGAAAGACCUAACCAUCAAUGAUUACGUCAACACCACUGUCAAUACAAAACAAACCGAUUUGGAAUCUCAACAGCGACUGGCCGUGCUCAGUUUCGAACAAGUUAAUAGGCUCAACGAAGUCAUGGAUGAACUCGUCUGUAUCCAUGGAAGAGGAAACUUUCCUACGCUGGAGAUCCGCCUCAAAGACCUCGUGAAUGUUGUGAGGGAAAAACUUGAGGCUGAUACCACUGUCGGGGGAGCGGGGAUGAAAGUUAAGGACAUCCGCUUGAACGGUGGUGCCGCUUCCCAUGUCCUCGCCACCGAGAGCCAACCAUAUAACGACCUGGAUCUCAUAUUUGGAGUGGAAUUAUCAAGUAUGCGAAAUUUCGAUAGAAUUAAAAGUGCCGUUCUCAGCUCAUUAUAUGAGAUGUUACCAGAAGGAGUAAAUAGAAAACGUAUAUCUACUUGCAGUUUGAAAGAAGCUUAUGUCAGCAAAAUGGUGAAGGUAAACCAAAACACUGGAGGCGAUAGAUGGUCGUUGAUAUCUUUGGGUAACUCUCGCGGUCGUGGUGUUGAACUAAAAUUCGUCGAUUGUAUGCGACGGCAAUUCGAAUUCUCAGUAGAUUCCUUCCAAAUUAUUCUAGAUUCUUUGCUGUUGUUCUACAAAUGCAGUGAAUUGCCGAUCAGUGAGAACUUUUACCCGACUGUUGUGGGAGAAUCCGUAUACGGCGAUUUUCAAGAAGCUUUGUAUCAUCUUCAAAAGAAACUCAUUUCCACCAGACAUCCAGAAGAAAUACGAGGUGGGGGAUUGUUGAAAUAUUGUAAUUUGUUGGUGAAAAACUACAAACCUGCUAGACCGGAUUAUAUCAAGAGUUUACAGAGGUACAUGUGCUCAAGGUUUUUCAUAGAUUUCUCCGACAUCGCUCAGCAAAAAGCCAAGCUGGAAAACUAUCUAUGGAAUCACUUUGUUGAACCCGAUGAAGAAGCCCUUCGUCAUCAAUACCUGAUGCUUCUACACGACGUCGUCGAAGAAUCUACAGUCUGCCUAAUGGGACACGAAAGGCGUCAAACUCUUCAACUUAUCAAAAGCUUAGCUUGGCAAGUACUUUACCAAGACCAACAACGUAUGAUGACCCAACAACCACCGCCGCCACUCGUAUUUGCUAACGGUAUUGUUUAUGCUCCAAUCAUCCAGACCAAUUGCUAUUGCACGUGCAAUACCGCAUGGAUGCCACAGUGCUGCUCGUGAUGCGUCGAUAACGAUUGGUAAAUACGCGUGAGUGACUUUUUGAAACUUUACAUAUUGGACACACCUCGUAUGUGAACUUCAGUGACAUAUAUAUAUAUAGUAGUUUUGAAACCAUUCCAAAUUUAAUAGGCCGGUCCUUUCAACAAAAAUAAUUGACAACAUAGUUUUGUAGAAAUAUCUCAAUAUAUAGUAACUUUUACGAUAAUAGAAUAUGUGGCUAACUAAAUUGAAUCAUCCAUUAAAACAAUGUACAGGGGGUUAAAGUGAAAGCAAAUAAAUUAAUUCUAUAAUUAAAAGUCGAAAAAUAUUUUUGUUUCUUCAUUUUUAUUCCUAUGGGUCUUAAAAAAGGUGGAAACUUACUUAAUUAUACAUAACUAACUUUAUGGAUGUAUAAACUUAUGUUAGGCCAAAUAACGUUUACCUCUUCCUGCUACUUCUUCAAAAAAAAAGCUAAAAAAUUGUUUUUGGCAACUUUCAUUCCUUUAUUAACCAAAGCUUGAUAUUUAAAAGUUUCUGUUCUGUACAAAGUUCGUUCGUAAAUUUUUAUUGGGUAUAAUUAUUACUAGAAUCUAAAAGUUUUUGAAACCAGUGUGUUACUUUAGGCUAGUUUAUUCUACACGAAAUAAUGGUACUUCAUUUAUAAGAUCUAAUAAAUUAGUUUCUUAUACAAGAAAAAAAUAUUAUAAACAUCAAUCUUUAAACUUCAGAUAUUUAAUUGAAUUCAAAUUGUAUAACAUAUAAACGCGGAAUUUAAUUUCAUGCCUUUUAAUAUUAAACUCAGCCUUUCAUAAAUUAAUAGUGAAUUGAUUAUCCUUGAAUAAGUUUUUACAAUAUUUGCCUUUUUUAAGCAUAUAUACGAUAAUUUAUUUGUGCCUUUAAAACCUUGUAAUUGUUGCUAAUUAGACUCUAUUUUAUUAUGAAAUAUAAAUUGUCGUAGCUUAUGGACCGGGCUAUUUUUUCGAAAAGAAAAAAUGUGCAGGGCUAUCUUAAGAGAUUUUUUGCACUUUACAUGGAGUGAUAUAACUUUAUUCAUAUAGUGUAAGAGAAUUGGAUUGCUUGGAUUUUUAUUGAAAACUUGUAUACGCUGAGCUGAUAAACACAAUUUAAAUAUUCAUAAAUGUCGUGUGUUUAUUUAACUUUUCUCGGUUAUAGCGUUCUAAUUAUAUGGAUAAUUAUUUACCUUUAUAAUCAAUAUAUGAUAUCAUUUAAAUGAAAAACUAUAUCGGGCCAAUUUUUUUAAAAUUACUCGGACCCAAUAAGCAUUAAGCAUUUUGUGAUAUAGUAUCAACGAGCAAAAGGUGGUCUUUUUAAAAAAUUUGCCUGGUGUACAAAAAAAAAUUUAAAUAUUCAAAAAAAAACUGUUUAUAUAUGCGGGAUUAUAUACAUAUUUUCAUUUUGUAUUAUAUAAGCUUCUUUUGACUCAUAUUGAGUUUUUCUUAUAUUUGAAUAAGUGCCACUGUGGAAAAAUAAUUUUCUAAAGUGCGGAACAAAAAAUCAAUGUCCGUAUACCACAUUUUUCUAUAUUAUUUCAUAAAAAAUAGUUUGCUGUUUAAAAUAUUUUAAAGUUGGGAAGAGAUGUUGAAAUGUUUAAAAUUCUACUUAAAUGUUAUUUUGUGAUGUGGGGGUUGAAACACUAAAGGUAAAUGAUUCAUAUUUUUCCAAAGCUUCAUUUUCAAAUAAUAAGGGCCUAGUCAAAACUCUACGAGGUCAUGUUUCAAAAUUUUUGUUUAUUAUAUAUAAAUUAAAAAAUAGUUUCGAUAAAAAAUUUAUUAUUUCAAUAUUUUAUGAAUAUUGCGAAUGAAAUAUCAUUGGCCGACAGAGAUUUUGUUGCCCUUGAUAUAAGAUUUCACAUUUUUUAAUCUUUAUUUUCAUUUUUACGUUGAAUACAUAAAAAAAUUAAAUAAAAUAACAGAUAUGUUUAUAAUGUCACUUUUGUUUUGAAAAAUUAGGAUAAAUCGAAGUGAAUAGAGGGCACAAUUUAGAAAAUAUAUUCCAAUAAAACGCCUUAUUAACUUUUCUUCCAUACUUUAUUGAAUAAUAAUCUCUUUUUAAAGACCGGUAGUAAUCUACCAUUACGUGACCAUCUCACCUUCCCCGAUUUCUUUCAUUCAUCAAUUUUAAAUCAUGUUGCAAUAUUCUCUUGUGUUCUUAAAGGACUGACAUGAUGCAAUACAACGUGCAGUGCAAUGCAAUAGGCAAUAUUUCUUGAUCAAAAGCAUGCGCAGAUGAAGUUCAGCUCAUGGAAGAUCUCGCUCUUGCAACAUUAUCAGUUUUGUGCCUUUUUUAUUGCGUGCAAGUUGCAAUUCUAGAGAAAAAUAAGUUUCUAAUUGGCUGAUAUCACAUAUCCCGCUAAUGAUUUCUUAGUUAUCUUAUGUUUCAUUAAGAGUUUUUCAAAUGUUUCUUCAUCCAUUCUCGAAUAAUUUUUGUACGGUUUCUCAUAUAAUUCCAGUGCUUGUCCCAACAUCGCCUAGGUGAUAUUUCACUUUACUUAGCAAGUUAUUUUCAUUUUUAAACCGAUCACCGAUCGGAUUCACUUAAUAUUCGUAUAUUCACUUAGAUGAGGACCUCAUUCUGACCGACAUUAAGGCGAUCGUUGUAUUGAACAACAAUAGCCGUUGCCCUUGUCAUGAAAAAAGAAAAUUAUUACUUGGAACUACAAAAAUAAUAUGGACUAUUCUUCUUAAUAGUCCGUUGAUCCAAUAGAAAAGGUGUUUCACUGUUAUCUAUUAGAUAUAUUGAAGCCGUAUAAAAAAUAUAGUGUAUAACUCGCAUAAAAUGCUGAUUUUCCAUUCAUAUGAUUUGUAGCAUGAGCCUACUGCAAACUUCAUACUCGUGGGAAUAUCAUUCUUUGCUCGUUUUGAUAUAGUGAAUUACUUAUAUAAUUUUGAUUAGUGGCAAUUAUGACGCGAUGGCAAAGGACAUAAUGUCAAGUGACGCGGAAUAUUCGUCCAUUGUAUUGAUCUUGCAAGAAAUUGCAUGCAAUCUAUUGCACAUUGCCUUACAUCAUGUCAAGCGACCUUAGCUAUAAUUUUUUAAAUUAGCCGAAAAUUUAUCUAGAUGAUUGCGGAGUUAACCAAUAUUUGCUCACCAUUUUCGACUAAAAACACACAACUUUCAAAACAUUGAUGUGAAAAAUUCUCUAUCUUCCAAUUGCUGUAUUAGAGGCCAAUCAAAUAUUCUACCUAGCAAAGUCUAAUCUACAACUGUAAAGGCUCAACACAAACUUUAUUGAACCCUUAUUUGCUCAUUUUAAUCAAACAGCACAAAUAUAACAAAAUAAAUUAUUACU